Messenger RNA from Musa acuminata subsp. malaccensis (wild Malaysian banana), 1534 nucleotides. RefSeq names its product protein OSB3, chloroplastic/mitochondrial. NCBI's taxonomy places the organism in Eukaryota, Viridiplantae, Streptophyta, Magnoliopsida, Zingiberales, Musaceae. Gene Ontology annotation, biological process: mitochondrial DNA replication; positive regulation of helicase activity. Gene Ontology annotation, cellular component: mitochondrial nucleoid. The record is from RefSeq and is a predicted model, not a curated record. Gene Ontology annotation, molecular function: single-stranded DNA binding.
CGUAUCGCCUCUCUAAAGGGUCCUCUUUCAGGGUUUUGGCUCAUCCCUCCUCCUAGGGUUUUGUCUCACCAAGCCUCUCUCUCUCUCUCUCUCUCUCUCUCUCUCUCCAUCAUGAAUCUCUCUCGAGCCAUCACUAGAGUGCUUUCCUCCCACUGCCGCAGGUCCAACAAAUGGCUAUCGCUCCGCCAGUUUCCGUUCGCCGCCUUCCAACUCGCCUAUCUCUCUGCUGACUCCGUCGCGCCGGCGAAGCGCACCUAUCGAAGAACCGCCAAACCUAAGCCAGAGGCUGACCCUCUGAGACCCGUCGCUACGUCCCCUGCUUUCGCCUCCCGGGAGGAGGAAUCGUUGGACCCGCGGUGCCCGAGCGAGAUACCUUUCCAAUCCAAGGUCGCCAACCAGGUUCAUCUUAUCGGCACCGUGGGCGUGCCGGUUGAGCUGCAGGCGUUGCCCAAUGGCGCAUACACUGCGGUGUCGAUUCUUGCCUCCGAGAAGACCAAGGGGUUCCAUCAGUUCUGGAUCCCAGUAAAAUUUCAAGGUGAUUUGGCGCAGGUUGCUGCUUGUCACUUGAAGGUAAAUGAUGUGAUCUAUGUGACUGGACAAUUAAGUGGAGAUGCACCACCUCAUGCAAUUGAAGAUGCCCAUACUAAACUCCAGGUGCUAGCUCAUAGCUUAAAUUUUGUCCAAAGCAAGUAUUCAGAUAAGGCUGAUGACAACAUAAAUGAGAAAGAUGAACCAUCUUUGGAUUUGGGAAAACGACACUGGGAUGGGCAUCAAAGACAACAUAUGGCCAUUGUUUUCAAUAACCAUAAAAGUGUCAAGAAAAUGGAGAAGUCUGCUGAAAACCUAUGGGAUGAUCUUGUUCUCAAUCCACACAAUUGGUUGGAUAAUCGGCUGGCUAAGAAGAAAGGAUCGUUGCACCCCAACUUCCCAGAUUUUAAGCACAAUGAGACUCAGAAAGCAUUAUGGCUUAAUGAUGCGCCAAGUUGGGUGUCAGCAAAACUGGAUGGUUUAGUGUUUAGAACUACCAGGAUGGGUGAAAAAUCAGACGGAGAAUUGCCCGCUCAACAAAAAGAAAAUUCAUGGAAGAGCCUUGUGGAUAAUCCAAAUGAUUGGUGGGACAACCGGGCAAACAAGUUCAAUCAGAAAUCUCCUGAUUUUAAACACAAGAAAACUGGUGAAGCCUUGUGGCUAAGUUCUACUACACCUCAGUGGGUUCUGACGAGCUUGCCUCCAGUGAACACAGAAAAAAAAUUUGAAAGGAGAAUGGCAUCUUCAUCACCGGCUACUAUACUUUCUUAAUCUUCGCAGGUUAAAAUAUCAUCCUAUGUUGUGGCUCACCAUUUCUGAUAAUUCCUUGGAUAUCAUGGACACGAGACUGAGAGGAUUCACUUUGGAGUGGUCUAUCGAUAUCACUCAGAUGCCACAAGGCUUUUUUUUAGUUGUAUCAUUUACAGUGUUUGCUGAUAAAACUACUAUGAUAAAAUUUAUUUCUGAGUUUAUAAAACUGCUGGAUCAUUGCAUGAUUAAACAAUGU